Molecule: messenger RNA, 3940 nt
Organism: Strongylocentrotus purpuratus (purple sea urchin)
Lineage: Eukaryota; Metazoa; Echinodermata; Echinoidea; Camarodonta; Strongylocentrotidae
Gene: gabbr2
Product: gamma-aminobutyric acid type B receptor subunit 2
Exons: 19
Coding region: 1-2853 (950 amino acids)
Biological process (GO): G protein-coupled receptor signaling pathway; gamma-aminobutyric acid signaling pathway
Cellular component (GO): membrane; G protein-coupled receptor heterodimeric complex
Molecular function (GO): G protein-coupled GABA receptor activity
Source: RefSeq, a predicted model, not a curated record
AUGGAGUGUGACAUGGCGACGGGUCUGAAGGCUUUCUUCGAAUCACUAGCAAGACCACCCAGGAAGUUCAUGGUGUUCGGUGGGGCGUGUCCUAGUGUGACGUCACCCAUAGCAACGUCCGUUCAUUGGUGGAAUCUUGUACAGCUAUCCUACGCAGACACCACCCCGUCACUCUCUCAGAGGGAUAAGUAUCCGCACUUCUUCAGGACUGUCCCUUCUCAGAAUGACCUCGGUGCUGCAAGGGUUAAACUCUUCCAGCUCUUCAAUUGGACCAAGAUCGCUACCCUACAUCAGGACUACCCAAGGUUCUCUUACGCUCAGAGCAAACAAGUCAAGAUGGCAGAGGAGAACGGUAUUACAACCAUAGUCGAAGCUACCUUCGCUGAUAACCCCCGGCCAGCCCUCGAUCAACUUAAGGAGAAGGGAGCUCGUAUCGUGAUGGGUUUCUUUGAUGAGCACAUGGCGAGGAGAGUAUUCUGCGAGGUUUACCGCGCUAAGAUGUACGGAGCCCGCCAUGUGUGGAUCCUUCCUGAGUACCAGAGUGAAUGGUGGAAGAAGCACGUGAAUGAUACAGCGUGUACAGGAGAUCAGAUCGGCCAGGCUCUCAAGGGAUACAUCGCCACAGACAUACUCACACUCAGUGCCAAUGAAGAACAGACUAUAUCCGGAAGGACGCCAUUGGAAUAUAAAGCCCUCUACGACGCGACACGGAACGGUGACUACUCGGAUUACCAUGGUUACGCGUAUGAUGGUAUCUGGGUGAUGGCUCUAGCAAUCAAUCACGUGAUCAAGAUGUUUGAGAAGGAGAAUAACCUGGAUGCUUUCUUUGAUUUUAAGUAUGACGAUCAGAAGAUGUUGGAUCAUUUCAGUAAAGCUAUGAAUGAGACCAACUUCCCCGGAGUGACAGGUGUGGUUCAAUUCAGGGAAGGCGAGCGUCUUGGAUGCACAAUGCAUAAACAACUUCAAGAUGGAGAAAUGGUUAAAGUAGCCGAAUAUUACGCAAUCACCGACUCACUCAAUCUCUCUUCCGGAUCAGAAAAUAAAUUCAAAUGGGAAGGUCAUGGCCCGCCCUCUGACGUUCAAAUGCUCGAGAUUCUCAAUCUUCGUGUUUCUAAGAUAGUCUUCGCUGUGCUCACUACCAUAGCAACGGCAGGGAUCAUCAUGGCUGUCUAUUUCCUUAUCUUCAACAUGAAAAGCAGAAAUCAGAGAUUUAUCAAGAUGUCCAGUCCAUUCCUGAAUAACCUGAUCAUCAUGGGUGGUAUACUGACCUAUGGGAGUAUCUUCCUCCUCGGUCUCGAUCACGGGAUGGUUGGAGAUAACUCAUUCAAAGCAGUCUGCACGGCCCGUGGAUGGUUUCUUUGUAUCGGGUUCACCCUAGCGUUCGGAGCGAUGUUCAGUAAGACAUGGAGGGUACAUCGUAUCUUCACCAAUAUCAAGAUGAAGAAAAAGGUGAUCAGAGACAACCAGCUCUAUGCUAUCGUGGGUGUGAUGCUCGUGGUGGAUCUCAUCAUUCUCAUUACAUGGCAGGUCGUUGACCCCGUAGAACCACGGGAAGUAAGACUCGAUGAAAGGCAAGACCCUAAUGGUCGUGACGUCAUCUUGAUACCUGUAAUGCUGAACUGUAAGAGUCAGAGGACAAUGAUAUGGCUCUCUAUUAUCUACAUCUACAAAGGAGUUCUCAUGAUUUUCGGCCUGUUCUUAGCAUGGGAGACAAGACACGUCAGCAUCCCUGCCCUCAACGACAGCAAGUAUAUAGGCAUGAGCGUAUACAACGUGGUGAUCAUGUGCGUACUGGGCGUAUCUCUUUCAUUCGUCAUCACUGAUAACCCCAAUGCUUCGUAUGGCCUCGUCUCCACCUUCAUUCUCUUCUGUACAACCAUCACACUCUGCCUAGUCUUCGGACCGAAGGUAAUCGAGCUUCGGAUUAACCCGAAUGCAAACGAGAGGAUUCGGGUUGUCGGUACUCUGGAUAAGUCCCGGACCUGCUCUACUAAUGCUGGAACCAUGGAUUCUGAGUGCAAGCUACGAGGCCUAGCCAUGGAGAAGAACGAGCUCGCAAAGAAACUAUCAGAUCAAACCAAGAUAGUGAAGGAUCUUGAGACGGAGUACACCAAGGUCGCUCCAGAAGAUGCUCCAUUGCUGUUCAGUGAUGAGUGGUCAUCAGGCUUGGAGAACUCAACAAUGUCUGCGAGAUCGAGAGCUGAAAGUAAUAAAACAGCGACCUCUCCAGUCAGCGUGACGUUCAAUGUUCACUCAUCAAAGAUCAACCACACUAAAGAAGCAGUGGUGACCCCGCAAGUGACGUCAUCGCUGAGUACCGCUCAACCUCUGAUCCCUCGCUGGUCUGAGGAGGUCCCGGAUGAUGACGACGAUGACGAACACGAUCCCGAUGGCAUGGAUCUUUACGCUAACUUCGGCGGCGUCUACAUCGGCCCACCGGAUAAAAACGAAGACCCUUUGACCGAUCCGCUGACCUCUGACAUCACUUCCGCCGGUAAUACGAAUUCAUUGGAUACCAUGUGCACGGAUGGCAUCGCGGAGUUUCAUCGUCCAUUCGAUGACGUCAUGGGAUAUAACGAUUCGAUGGAUAUCGGUUUGAUUGAUACUCAUGUCCCGAUACAUCCAGGCGGUGUUAUCGAUAAACUAUCGCCUGUUCAGAGUGUGAACGAAAAACUCUCAUCUUCUGGCAGUGUGAACGACACGUUUGGUAUGAAUGAUAUCCUGUCCUCGAAUAGUAGCAUGAAUGAUACUUUUAGUGGUUUGAAUAAUAAGACAUCGUCGAAUUGCAGUGUUUCGAAUGGCGGGAAUACACCGACAGUUCCGAUAUACAAAUAUUCAAGUUUACUAGAUUAAAAAUGUGUGGUGUGGUUCUCUUUUUUACAUUAUGUUUCGUUUCAUGCAUUUAUGCCAUGUAUAUCUAUGUGUUAUACAUCGGGCCUAUAUGGGUGCAUAUCGCUUUUGCUUUACUCGAAUUCUUAAUGACAUGCGUCAUUUCGUGUAAAUAUUGAAUAUUACAACUUUCGCAUUGUUUUAUAGUGGUUUGUUUAGGCUAGUCUUUUUAUCUCCGAAGGAUGAAUCAAUCUUUUUUUCACAGCGGAUUUCUAGACAUAGCAAUGUUUGUGAUAGGUGUGUGGUACUACACGUGAGCUUACUUUUGGUAUACCUUAACUGAAAUACAGAUCAAGUUAAUCUAAUUUUCGCGUUUUUUAAGGCACUUGUUAUUUGAGAAUUGACCAUCGUAUUGAAUAUCAUUAUGUUUACCAAUAUAAUAAUUGACAAUAAUGAUGACAAUAAUACCUGUUUCUUAUAAAAAUGCUUUAUCAGUGACAAACAACCCCGGUCAGUGGACCCAUUUACCAUUCCGCACUAUACCAUGAACAUUCUCCACUCCCUGGGUAGCAUUCCAGCUAGUCGCCCUUUUUGUUUAUGGGCCAAACAUUCGAAUGCGAUCCCUUUAACCAUGGUAUAACAGGUACCCCUCGUAAGCUACCCGCCAUAAAGCCGUAUGGUACAUCUCUUGUCAUUUGUAUUUAUGGCCUUAGUGUGGGCAGCUGACGUCAUCCAUCACCUGUGUGGAGAGGAGCUAUAUAGAUAUCUCCCUUACUCAAUCACAUUGUACCGUACCUGGGCUCCACCCCGCGACCUUUUCGCUCUCAGUGUUUCAAGUAUCCAAAGUUGUUUAUAUUCCAUUUUUUUCUUGAAGUUUAACCCGAAAAGGGAUCAAGUACGGACAUGAUGAAAUAUUUUGUUAUUUUAAUCGUUAUGCUACUACACAUCGUUCUACUUUAAGAGGGGGAGGACCCCCCCCCCCCCCCCCCUCCUUACUUCCGGGCUGUGCCUUGGACUCGCCGAUCGGGUUACAUAUAUAAAAUAUUUCCAUUUCUUACUUUUGCCCAUCUUUGUUAUCAUAAUAUGAAUGUCUAGUGUUUUACUGUAUCCC